AUGAAUUUAAAAAACUUAGAAACAUGUAAAGGAUUAAUUAAAGGAUCUUAUAUUGAUCAAGCAAUUCAAGGAACAUCACAAUUCAAUAAACUUUUAGAAACAUUAUUAAUACAUAAAAAAUUACCAAAUAUAGGAUAUAAUGAUAAAAUUAUUGAAUUAAUUUUAAAUGAAAUAUCAUUGAUGGAUUCAAAUAAUUUUAUAGAGAAUAUUGGAGUUGGUGAAAGAGAGGGAAGAAUAUAUAGUGGGUUAGUUGAAAAAAGACAUUAUGGAUUUGCACAUGGUAUUGGUAGAAGUGGUGAUAUUACAGAGCAACAACCAAAAGCAGCAGGAUCAAGUUUAAUUCAAAAAUUAACACAUUCAUUAGUAUUGGAUGCAAUGAAAUUGGCAGGACUAGAACAAUCAUCAUUAUCAAAUUGUUUACUAUUACCAAUGGCAACUGGCAUGACAUUAGCAUUAACAAUGUUAACAUUAAAAUCAAUCAAUGCAAAUAAUAAAAGAUAUGUACUAUGGCCAAGAAUUGAUCAAAAGUCAUGUUUAAAAUCAAUAAUAACAGCAGGACUAAUACCAAUUGUUAUACCAAAUCAAUUGGAUGGUGAUAUGAUUAGAACUGAUUUAGUGGCUAUUGAAGACAAAAUUAAGGAAUUAGGUGUGGAUAAUAUAUUAUGUGUUUUUAGUACAACUAGUUGUUUCGCACCAAGAGUACCAGAUAAGAUUAUUGAAAUUUCAGAAAUUUGUAAAAGAUAUAACAUUGGUCAUAUCAUUAAUAAUGCAUAUGGUUUACAAUGUUCAAAGAUACUACAUAACAUAUCGCAAGCUUGUAAAUUGGGUAGAGUGGAUGCAUUCAUUCAAAGUACUGAUAAAAAUUUUAUGGUACCAGUUGGUGGAGCAAUCAUUAGUGGUCCAAAUUCCGAAUUUAUAGAUCAAAUCUCUCGUAAUUAUCCAGGUAGAGCAAAUUCUUCACCAAUUUUAGAUGUUUUCAUAACACUCUUAUCAAUGGGUAAACAAGGUUGGUUAAAUUUAUUAAAAGAAAGAAAAGAAUUAUUAAUUUAUUUUAAUGAACAACUUUCAAAAUUUGCAUUAGAAAAUAAUGAAAAACUUUUAAAUACAAUUAAUGAAAAUAAAAUUAGUUUUGCUUUAACUUUAUCAUCAAACAAUUUUAAUAAUAAUGAAGAAAUCAUCUCUAAUAAUAAUAAUAAUAAUAAUAAUACUUUUUCAAUGAUUGGAUCAAAAUUAUUUUCAAGAUCUUGUUCAGGUUCUAGAGUAAUUGAUUUAAAAUCAAACAAAAAACUUUUAAUUGGUGGUUUAGAAUUUAAUAAUUAUGGUUCACAUAUUGAUAAUUAUUCAACAUCUUAUUUAACUGUUGCUUGUGCAAUUGGUAUCACAAAAUUAGAAAUUGAUACAUUUAUACAAAGAUUAUCAAAAUUAUUUAAUAAAAAAUAA
This is a messenger RNA of Dictyostelium discoideum AX4, 1440 nucleotides long. RefSeq names its product O-phosphoseryl-tRNA selenium transferase (gene sepsecs). Gene Ontology annotation, cellular component: cytoplasm. Gene Ontology annotation, biological process: conversion of seryl-tRNAsec to selenocys-tRNAsec. The record is from RefSeq and is a predicted model, not a curated record. The transcript has 2 exons. Lineage: Eukaryota; Evosea; Eumycetozoa; Dictyosteliales; Dictyosteliaceae. Bases 1 to 1440 code for a protein of 479 amino acids. Gene Ontology annotation, molecular function: O-phosphoseryl-tRNA(Sec) selenium transferase activity; transferase activity.